ACUAUGUGGGAGAAGUUGAAAAAAAGACACGAAACACCAUUUAUUAUCGUUUACCAACUUUACGACAUAAAAAACAAUGUGCUCAUAAUGUAGCCCAUGAAUGUGCUCAUGCUUCUCCUGCUU
Messenger RNA from Racocetra persica, 123 nucleotides. The record is from the annotation of a GenBank genome assembly. Lineage: Eukaryota; Fungi; Glomeromycota; Glomeromycetes; Diversisporales; Gigasporaceae.